Messenger RNA from Mus musculus (house mouse), 400 nucleotides. RefSeq names its product predicted gene 45750. The transcript has a single exon. The record is from RefSeq and is a predicted model, not a curated record. The annotation marks the transcript as partial. NCBI's taxonomy places the organism in Eukaryota, Metazoa, Chordata, Mammalia, Rodentia, Muridae.
AGAUUAAAGAGACCCGUGGAGCCUGAGAUGGCAAGUCACCAUACUGGAGUCACACUAACCACCCUCAGUGUGAAGUCGCUGGAGGAGGUUUGUGUGGAUUUGAUCAAAGGGGCAAAAGAAAAGGCUCUGAAUGUGAGAAGGCUGGUGCGCAUGUGUACCAAGACAUGGAGAAUCAUCACUACCAGAAAAACCCCUUGUGGUGAAGGUUCCAAACGUGAUCAUUUCCAAAGGAGGAUCCACAAGCUACUCAGUGAUCUACACUGUCCUUCUGAGAUUGUCGAGCGGACUGCUUCCAUUAAUAUGGAGCCAGGAGUGGAGGCUGAAGUCACCACUGUAGAUGCCUAAGUCAACUGUUUCAAUAAAUUAACUUAAUGGCUAAAAAAAAAAAAAAGAAAAAAGA